AUGGCGGACUCCGGUGAUGCCAAACCUACUCCCUCGGCGGAUCAGACUGCCUCGUCCGAGUUGAGACCUGCCGAACAAGAGACCAAUCUCGUGACGAAUCCUCUGGGUAAUCCUUCGUCUGAAGCCCCGGCAACUGAUGCCCAAGACACCAAAUCUACCACCUACACCGAAACCGCUGCCAAAGCCGCGACCACUGCCGCGAGCACUGCCAGCGCAGCCGCAAGCGGCGUCAAGGACUCCGUCUUUUCCAUGUUUGGUGGCGGAGCCAAGAAAGAGCGCAAAGUCGACGAGGAUGACAAUGCAAAAGAUGAACCCAGCGGCAGUUCCAAGGCCCAGAAAAAGGAGGAUGAUGACGAUGACAAGGCCGAGGAGGAGGAAGUAGACGUCGAGUUUGAACCAGUAGUCCGACUGACCGAGAAGGUCGAGACAAAGACCAACGAGGAGAGCGAGGAGCAGGUCUUCAAGAUGCGUGCUAAACUGUUCAAAUUUGACAGAGACUCGAAGGAGUGGAAGGAGAGAGGCACUGGCGAUGUCCGAUUGCUCAAGCACAAGGAGAAUGGCAAGACACGAUUGGUUAUGCGUCGCGACAAGACUCUCAAGGUCUGCGCAAACCACUAUGUCACCCCUGACAUGAAGCUUUCACCAAACGUGGGCAGCGAUCGCAGCUGGGUCUGGAAUGUUGCGGCUGAUGUCAGCGAAGGCGAGCCAGAGGCCCAGACUCUGGCAAUCCGGUUCGGAAACAGCGAGAAUGCGAAUCUCUUCAAGGAGGCGUUCAUCAAGGCUCAGCAAGAGAACGAGUCCCUGUUCCAGAAGUCAUGA
Fonsecaea erecta is the source of this 819-nucleotide messenger RNA. RefSeq lists its product as hypothetical. NCBI's taxonomy places the organism in Eukaryota, Fungi, Ascomycota, Eurotiomycetes, Chaetothyriales, Herpotrichiellaceae. Bases 1 to 819 code for a protein of 272 amino acids. Gene Ontology annotation, molecular function: GTPase activator activity. The transcript has 4 exons. Gene Ontology annotation, cellular component: cytoplasm; nuclear pore. The record is from RefSeq and is a predicted model, not a curated record. Gene Ontology annotation, biological process: nucleocytoplasmic transport.